Messenger RNA from Leucoraja erinaceus (little skate), 3056 nucleotides. It is a transcript of the gene lhx3, whose product is annotated as LIM homeobox 3. Gene Ontology annotation, cellular component: nucleus. Bases 429 to 1646 code for a protein of 405 amino acids. The record is from RefSeq and is a predicted model, not a curated record. Gene Ontology annotation, molecular function: RNA polymerase II transcription regulatory region sequence-specific DNA binding; DNA-binding transcription factor activity, RNA polymerase II-specific. The transcript is spliced from 6 exons. Gene Ontology annotation, biological process: neuron differentiation; regulation of transcription by RNA polymerase II. Lineage: Eukaryota; Metazoa; Chordata; Chondrichthyes; Rajiformes; Rajidae.
UGUGAAUUAUAUGUCUUUAAUAAUCAAGUCUUCAACCUAUCGUUGAGGAGGAUAAUUUCAUGAGUGGAACGGCGUUGUGUUGGAAUAAAGACAACGCGAAAGGAGGCUGUCUCUCUGCACCGUCCCAUUGUGUAAAAAACACAUCGACACGUGCCUGGCUAUGUAUUUGGCGACACGGGUGAACACACCAGUCACUGCGACCCCCCUUCCUGUCAGCCCGAGGAGAGGACAAUUUGCAGCGGCAUUUGUUAUGCUAAAGAGUGAACCUCCCAGAGGCGAUUUGCGGGGUCAGCUGAUCAUAGGAAUCCACUAUUCGUUCUCUCACAGACACCAGUAGCUUCGGCUGCGACUCGCUGCCGCGGUUACCCAGGAGGGAUUAUACACUCGAACCCGCCACUUCUCCCAGUCAUACACUUAAGACAUUAUUUAUGAAGAAAAUUUCCGUCGAAACUCGAAAUAAAAUGCUGCUGGAGCACCCUGGACCCACAAGCUGCACGAAAUCCACAGAUCGCCCACGUUUAAACGGCAGUGCAGAUAUUCCACUUUGUGCCGGCUGCAAUCAACACAUCGUGGACAGGUUUAUUCUGAAGGUCCUGGACCGUCACUGGCAUGGGAAAUGCCUGAAGUGCAGCGACUGUCAGCAACAACUGACCGAGAAAUGCUUCAGCCGAGGGGAGAGUGUCUACUGUAAAGAAGAUUUCUUCAAACGGUUCGGGACCAAAUGUGCGGCAUGUCAGCAGGGGAUCCCGCCCACUCAGGUUGUCCGCAGGGCUCAGGACUUUGUCUAUCACCUGCAGUGUUUCGCCUGCAUCGUAUGCAAGCGGCAACUGGCCACUGGCGAUGAGUUCUACCUCAUGGAGGACAGCAGGCUGGUCUGCAAGGGGGACUAUGAGGCAGCCAAGCAAAGAGAAGCGGAAACCAAUGCCAAGAGGCCACGGACCACCAUCACUGCCAAACAGUUGGAGACGCUGAAGAAUGCCUACAAUAACUCGCCCAAACCAGCGCGCCAUGUACGGGAGCAACUCUCUUCCGAGACGGGACUCGACAUGCGUGUGGUCCAGGUUUGGUUUCAGAACAGAAGAGCAAAGGAGAAACGACUGAAGAAAGAUGCUGGCAGACAGAGAUGGGGUCAGUAUUUCAGGAACAUCAAGAGAUCACGAGCAAGCUCCAAAUCAGAUAAAGACAGUGCUCAAGAUGAUGGGGUGGCCAGUGAUGCUGAAGUCUCCUUUAUAGACGAGCAUUCGAUGUCAGACCCAAAUGGGAUGUACAGCAACAUGAGCGACACAUCUCCCGGUCUGGGCAGGCAGACUGCGAGCAGCGGAGGCUUCUCUCUGGACGGGGGGCUGUCGCAGGAUCAAUACCACGACCUGAGAUCCAACAGUCCUUACGGGAUCCCCCAGUCGCCAGCGUCGCUACAGACUAUUCCAUCGCACCAGCCCCUCAUUUCGGGACUCGUGUACCAGGACGCUGGCUUGGGUCUUCUUGCGCCGGGGGGAGGCGGAGGACAAGCCAUGAGCCAGGCCAUGCAUGUUUUAGGAGCAAACGGACCCGAUUCUGACCUCUCCACGGACAGUAGCGGCGGCUACCCUGAUUUCCCGGCGAGUCCGGCAUCUUGGCUGGACGAGGUGGAACACGCACAGUUUUAACACGCACGCCCGUGUUUUAUUUUUUAAACUAUCUACGGUGCAUCGAGGAAACAGUGUCGGAGACGCGAGGAACUGCAGGCGCCGAGAUCUGGAGCAAAACAUAAAGUCCUGGUGAAACUCCGCGGGUCAGGCAGCAUCUGUGGAGGGAAUGGACAGGCUGAUUCCAUGUACUCCUCCAAUCUGAAGAUCUCUCGGUGACACGAAUGUUGCAACUACGGCCACUCCACAACUCUUGUUUCCUUCUUUGAACAAAAAACUCGCCGUGCUUGACACCAAGUCACCGUUGGGCUUUUUUUCAACACAUGCUGACGGACCGAGUGAAAUAUGAUCCCGGUGUUAAGUUGCCAAGCAGCAGACAUUGCAACCGAAAUGGUCUCUCUUUUUUUAUUUAAUAUCUGAUUAUGUGUAAAUGCUAGAGGCCGUAGUUAAUGUGAUUCUGUGUGAUCCUGGCUGCGCAUUUUAAUGCAUCUCCCCGAAAUCGUGAUGACACACACGAAGGAUUUGUUUUUUAAAGUGUGGAAACAUUUACUGAUCAAAACGGCAUACGGUAUAUUAGAAAACUGAUGUUAAACGUCCGAUGUAGCCCACAAUUCUCAAUCUAUAUUUUAUUAUCUAUACAGUCCAGGGACUAGUGUUGGCCAUGUUAUCAGACAAGGGCUGGGAAGGAGAGGGGUUUGGAUUGAUGUAAAGGUACAGCAUAGACCCACCGAGUCCACUCCGCCCAUCCGUUCACGAGGGUUAUCACGAAUCCCAUGUUCUCCUCCACUCCCUUGACAAUAGCGGCAAUUUUACAGUGGCCAAUUAACCUACAGACCCGCACGUCCUUGAGAUGUGUGGAGAAAACCGGAGCGCACAGAGGAAACCCACGCGGUCACAGGGAGAACGGGCAAACUCCACACAGACAGCACCCGAGGUUAGGAUCGAACCCGGGUCUCUGGCGCUGUGAGGUAGCAGCUGUACCAGCUAUGGUGGUUGAAGUACAUGUCACCCUGUAGAUGGCAUCUAUCCGUUCGCACGCUGGAUGCCCGGUAACCCUAAAGACAAAACAGUGCGGCGAUACAUUGUGAAUCGUAUCGGGAUGUGCAGCGGCUCCAAAGGAAUAUCUCUGCAUGUCAUUUUCGUUCAAACCUCACAGUCAAUGCCUGCCUGGAUAGUGGAGUGUUGCUGAAUUGUUCCCCGUGGGGCCAACAACAGUCAUUUCUAAGCUAAGGUCAAAUUUGUUUUUUCUCUGUUGGGACUGAAGUCGAUUGCACUUUGCAAAUAUCCUGAUCAUUGCCAAAUAUUUCGCAGCCGGGAGGGAAAUGGGGAGAAAUCCCUCUUGUAUUUCUGUUGUGUAUUUCUACUGUGGCUAAAAGAGAACAGUCCGUUUAGCGGUAUUUUUAGGAUGGAAAAUAGCGAUACAAUUUUAGA